AUAUUAAUUGUGUUCAGUAAGUAACACUCAUCCAUUUCAUCAAAGUAUACGCACAGCGUAUAACUUUAUUUUAUAUUCACCUUAGAGCUAGUAAUCCUUUGUACACUUUAGUCCGCCUAACCCCGCCCGCCUCUCUUGCUCACCAUCACGGCGGACUUUCUGCGCCAUGGCGUACUACACUCUGUUUCAUUCAUUUGAGAUUGAUUCUACAAAUCCAUUUAAGUUCUAAUGUCCUUGGUCGCCAGCAUCUUUGGCUAAGUGCUAGCGAAGUUGCUAAGUGUAGUACCAGGGGAAAUACAACACUAACAUCAGCAGACUGGGAGAAAAAAAAGAACACCUAACAUUCUCUCGAGUGUCCGCGUCGGGCCAUCGGCAUGGCUCUGCAAGGCCCGGAGGAGUUGGGGGAGCCGGUGGAAGAGCCGGAGGAUCUGGACGACCAUGACGCUAGUAGUAUCUCCCCAGCCGAGGAGAUAACGCUGCCAGCCGGGCCCGGAGGCGACGAUGAACCCGUGGGGACUCUACUGCUGCCUUGGGACCGCUUCUCGGCCUGGCUGCACUGCAUCUGUGUUGUGGGCUUCGACCUAGAGCUGGGACAGGCGGUGGAGGUUAUUUAUCCACAUCAUUCCAAACUGUCAGAGAAGGAGAAAACGAGCAUUUGUUACCUUUCCUUUCCCGACUCCAACUCAGUUCUUCCAAAACGUCGAACAAAGCCAGGGAGGCCCAGCAGAGCUGACAGGUUUGCACUAGGACGGCUAGUCAGUGUAGCUUUAGAGGCAGUUGAAGACUUGCGAAGGAAGAAGCAUGAAGGAACUUUGGAAGGAAGGAGCUUUGCAGGUUGCCUCGGUGACACCCAGUUCUGCUUCCGCUUUCGUCAAGGUUCCAACAGAAAGUCGUCUCUUGGCUGUUUCCUGGAAUCCAGCGACAGGGACGCACCGCCCUGCCUCAAGAGGGAGCAGGGCCAUUAUUACGGCUAUGUGUAUUUCCGUCAGGUGCGAGACAAGUCCCUGAAGAGAGGAUACUUUCAGAAGUCUCUGGUCCUGAUCAGUAAGCUGCCCUAUGUGACCUUCUUCCACUCCCUGUUGAAGAUCAUGGCUCCAGAAUACUUUGAGAAGCAGGAACCAUGCCUGGAGGCUGCUUGUAACGACAUCGACCGCUGGCCGACGCCCCACCCUGGAAGAAUCCUCACGUUGCCCAUUAUGGGCGUGGUCAUCAAGGUGCGCAUCCCAACGUGUUAUGACAAACCCGGAACGACACAGCUGGUCCAGUCUGCUCAGAGUGACAGUCUGGUGUCCAUUGUGCUGCCCACCAUCCAUGAAGUGGACCUCUUCCGAUGUUUCUUUCCAGUCUUCUUCCACAUCCAGAUGCUGUGGGAGCUAGUGUUGCUCGGGGAAGCGCUGGUUGUAAUGGCACCGUCUCCGGCCGAGUCGUCAGACACGGUGCUGGCACUAGUCAGCUGCAUCUCUCCUCUGCGUUAUAGCAGCGACUUCCGGCCUUACUUUACCAUUCACGACAGCGAGUUUAAGGAGUACACCACCAGGACACAGGCUCCACCCUCAAGCAUCCUGGGAGUGACGAAUCCCUUCUUUGCUAAAACGCUGCAGCACUGGCCUCACAUCAUCCGCAUCGGUGACAUGAAGCAAGCAGGAGAGAUGGCCAAGCAGAUGAAAGUCAAGAAGCUGAAGAACCUGAAAACUCUUGACUCAAAACCGGGUGUGUACACGGCGUACAAGCCAUAUCUCAACAAAGAUGAAGAAAUUAUCAAGCAGCUCCAGAAGGGUGUUCACCAGAAGAGACCUUCAGCAGCACAGAAUGCAAUCCUGCGACGGUACUUUCUAGAACUGACACAGAGCUUCAUCAUUCCCUUGGAGCGCUACGUUGCAAGUCUGAUGCCACUCCAGAAGUCUAUCAGCCCAUGGAAAAGUCCUCCUCAGCUGCGACCAUUUGUCCAGCAGGAUUUCAUGAAAACUCUGGAGAAGGCAGGUCCGCAGCUUACGUCCAGACUGAAGGGGGACUGGAUUGGACUCUACAGGCAUUUCCUCAAAUCUCCCAACUUUGAUGGCUGGUUCCGCAACAGGAGGAAGGAGAUGACCCAGAAACUGGAGGCCCUGCACCUGGAGGUGCUUUGCGAGGAGGAUCUGCAGCGGAGAGUCCAGAAGCACUCAGAGGUGGAGACGGUGGAUCUGGUCCUGAAGUUGAAAGACAAACUGAGCCAGGCGGAGAGGGAGCAUCUACCCGUGCAACCAGGGACUGUGGCCAAACUGCGAGCUCACAUGGAGGGCAUCAUCUUGUCCUUACCAGAAGACCUGCAGGGCAUCCUCCAUAAACCCUCCACGCCGUGACCUUUCACCCACACGCCCUUUCACAGGUGCAGCCUCUUUGUUCAGAACAACACGGAAACAGCACAUUUUCGUUUCGACUGCACAGGCUCCUGUGGCAGGUUUUGAUCUGAUGUGGCUGUCAUGUGACCAUGUGAGGGCAAAUGAGGGUGUCCCACAUAGCGGUGCUUGUCACCAGGCAACAAAAUGAAGGCUUUUGGGUCAGAACUUUUGCUUCCAAUGUUGUUGCCCACUUGGAAGGACUUGGAAAUGUUUCUGUUUGUAUUUUUAUUUUGUACUUCUUUUUUUUUUUUAACCAGCAGUGGAGCUGCAGUUUUUAAAUGUUUCUUUGAAGAAGUGCACUUCCUCGCUGAAUGGCUGCUCUGUACUUCUUAGAAACACACACUUAACACACACUAAUUGUAUGCAAAAAAAAAAAAGCCAGCAGCAAAACGGUGCUUUUUUUUUCCUCCUUUGUUUUUAUACUAAAACAUGGGGUCAAUAAUAACACGCACACAGUCGAUCCAGCACCAGCGACGUAAAUCGCUUCCCCAACAACCCAUAACACUCCUGCUUCCGUGUCACAUGACUCCCUCGCAACCUAUCAUGAGUCAGCAUUUAUGUGUUCCAGCAGCAAUUUAAAUUUGAAGAGAUGGACACCCUGAGAUGCUUUUUUUUUUUUUUUUUUUUUAGGGUCUGCGCGACUUUGAAUGUAAAGUUCAGCCUGCUGAAGCUUGACAUGUUUAGACAUCAGAACCAUAAGAGUUCUGACCGAGCUGAUGGGACAUUUCCAGGAAACAUUUCAGAAACUUCCCAUGCGGAGUAUGUGGAAUAUUCUGUUAUAUAUAACAUUUGUGCACUUUUUUCACGCGAAUGACUGAGAAUCAGCUUAUAGCCGGGGGGGGUUUAUUUACUGAAACCAGAGAGAGGACAGGACAGGGCGUUGAUGCAGGUGCACGUGUUAAUCCAAGAGAGUUACUUUUGAAAUAUGAAAACUGAUUAUACUGUAUAUUAGAGUGCAUGAGAAAGUGGAAAGGAAAGCGUAGCUCUCUUUGACCACAUGGUCAUUUAUUAACAAGUAUAAUGCUCCUGCACAACAACAUCAAAACCAAUGUUGUAGUAGCGGUAAGGAGCACACUACCCAGCUCGCAUUAUGUGUUCAUUGUAAACAACAGUGCGGCAAGUGUAGCACACAUGAGUUUUACACCAACAGUUGAGUAGCCAUACCAACAAUUUAAAGCACACGCAGAGGUAGAUAAAACUGCAGGAUGCUGACCCAGGCGGUUAUUUGCUUUUACAGACCGAUGAUUAUAGGAGGGUUUUGAAAUAUUUUAAUAAUAAUAUAUGUUUACGAAGACAGUGAUCCCCAACCCCCAUGUAGUACCGGGCCGCACAGAAAGAACAAUUCAUUUCCAUAAUGUUUUAUUUUGAAAAGUGGCCAGAUUCUCUCUGUUACAUCCGUCUCACCUGACGCAUGUCCAUUGUGCGUGUGAUGUCUUUCUCUCGCCACACAGAUAGACUACUACUGUAUUUUUAGCAUUUUGCCGUCACCUCAUAUUUGUGCUCAAAUGCUGAUACUAUGUGGGAAUGCAUAAAGGUAAGUUUUGAUGACUCUCAAGUUAAUUCAUGCUAGCACACUGCCUUUUACCACACACGUCAAACAGCAAUGUAAUAAUCUCUCUGGAAAAACUCCAGACUCUUCGUUUUACACAAUACAUAAUAAGAUAAAUUACAUCGCUAUAAUGUACGACACCCCCGUCCCCCACCCCUGGUCUGCGGGAGAUUUGUGGAAACACAAGCCGGUCCGUGGGUCAAAAAAGGUUGGGGACCACUGUACUGAGACAUGACAGCAACAACGUUUGACUUCCCUCUGCUCAACUAAUGAUGCACAUUUCCACUUUAUUCCCAUGGAAAGUUUCCAACAAUUAAAAACGAUCGCAGUUCUGCAACUCUGCUCAUAAAUGGUUUCAUGUCUCGAUGACACCAGUCAAUGAAGACAUUGUCCUCUUCAGUUUAGAUGUGUAAAAAGGUCUCACAAUGCCUUCGUUUCUGGUCAACACACAAAGUUUGUGUUAUUUUCUUUGAACAAACGCCUUCAAGAUCCCUCAGGAACUCACAAGGAACUUCAGUAAACAUGUCAUUCAUUUUCUCUUUUUUAAUGACGACGUCAUAAUUCAGACCUUUUUUAUCUUCUAUUUUUCCGGAAGGCAUUUUAAAACCUUGUUUUAGGCAUUUUCACUGAUUCAGGUGGUCAUAUUACGACUUGUACUGAACAAUAUUGUGAGAUUUUCACCAAAAUGGCCACAUUUUCUUUCCAGGUUUAUUAUUAUUCUUGUUUUUACUUACUCUCUGGCGUUUCUCAACGUACAUUUACAGCAUGUCCCGUACGUGGCGCAAGGCUGCUGUUUCACUAAACUUUAUUUUAUUAUGUAUAUAUAUUUUUUGGGGGGGGGGAGUGGACAGCUUGGAAGUGCAAGACUCUUUAUAUUUGUAAAGAAUAAACUUAUUUUAAAAACGUAAUGUUUUUCGUGUGUAACUAUAGAAAAAUAGUUGACUUUUGUAGAAAAUAGUGUAAAGCAAAUAAAGGAUGUACAAUAAUUAUUUUGCAGACGCUAACCGGAGAGUCAUAAACAGGAGUUUGUCUCCUCUCGUCUUAGUUGAACGAAUUAUGGGACACGGGAUGAAGUUGAUCGUUAAUUAACAGAAACCAUGACUAGUAAUUAAAAAUGGCAACAUGAGUUGCUUGGCGUUAUUGAACCACUACAUGAAACCACUGUGGAAUAAUGAUGGGAAAGUGCUUCAUUGUUUGGUUUUCAUGAACUAUAUUGUAAAUGAAACUACAACUAAAAUGUUGAAAUAAAACAUUCAACCAGCGACAGUGGAAGGAUUCUUUCCUAGUUAGCGCUGCUUGCUGGUUAGCCUCACAUACCACCAUUUUUUUCCUCAAAUAUCACAAAUACUACAGACCUAAUAUGAACAGACAUUACAAAAAUACUUAGUACACACAUCUGCAUAUUCAAAUAAGUGUCAUAGUAAGCUAAUACUGCAUUUGGUUUUAAAGGAGAGCCAGCUGUUGUUUUGUCCUUCUAAAGGCACGAAGGAUUAUGCAAAAACGCUUCAAUGAUGAUAGAGAUGAGUGUUUUGAAGUUGUUCAAGGCGUGGUGUACACAUCAUGAGUGAACAGCCGUCAUGCAAACAAACUGAAGCGUCCUGUGAGACAUCAUGUUUUUAUAUAUAUAUAAAUCAAACAAAACUGCUGCCAUCUCUUUAUUUAUGCACUAUUGCGUGAUUACAACGUUAUAAAAGGCAAAUAAUAGCAGUUAUUGGAGUAUUGUGAUAGAAAAGUACAGUAGGAGAGUGGAGACCUCCGCCAAGGGUUUGUCAGCUAUGACGAGCUUUUCAGAGGAUGUCAGGUUUGGCUCAAGAAAAGAAAAAUGUAAAUUGAAAGUACUGGUAUAUUUACAGUGGCGUGAAAAGGUGUUUGCCCCCUUCCUGAUUUCAUAUUUUUUUGCAUUUUUGUCACCUAAAUGUUUCAGAUCAUCAAACUAAUUUAAAUAUUAGUCAAUGGCAACACAAAUGAACCCAAAAUGCAGUUUUUAAAUGCAAGUUUUAAUUAUGUAGAGAGAAAAAAAUCCAAACCUACAUGGCCCUGUGUU
Dunckerocampus dactyliophorus (ringed pipefish) is the source of this 5971-nucleotide messenger RNA. It is a transcript of the gene dennd6a, whose product is annotated as DENN/MADD domain containing 6Aa. Bases 375 to 2339 code for a protein of 654 amino acids. Gene Ontology annotation, cellular component: recycling endosome. Lineage: Eukaryota; Metazoa; Chordata; Actinopteri; Syngnathiformes; Syngnathidae. The transcript is spliced from 20 exons. The record is from RefSeq and is a predicted model, not a curated record. Gene Ontology annotation, molecular function: guanyl-nucleotide exchange factor activity.